Molecule: messenger RNA, 191 nt
Organism: Acaulospora colombiana
Lineage: Eukaryota; Fungi; Glomeromycota; Glomeromycetes; Diversisporales; Acaulosporaceae
Source: the annotation of a GenBank genome assembly
AUGGGAAAGACUCUGGGUGAAAUCGCGGAAAUCAACCUGCCAGAAGAGCAUCAGAAUCAUUUGUUUCCAAUGUCGUCCACAUCUGCAGCCAUUGACCCGUUGGAGACGGUUCCUCGUUACGAAGGACUUGAUAAGAUAUACGAUAGUACCCUCAAGUGUUUGAGCAUCCUAGUCCCUUGGCAGGAGGCGAG